UAAACCGAUCGCCGCCGAACGUAGCCUUCAUAUCGAUAGUCAUGAGUAUUCUUCUGAUUUUCGCUGUUAUCCUGCUAGCGGGAGGCGCGAGAGCUGGCUACUGCCCCUCCGCCUCCAGCCUGUAUCCUUGCACCUGCUCAGAGUAUAGUACUGGCGCGCUCAUCAUCUGCGAUGUUAGCUUACUACCUGGAGACGGUUCGCAAGUGUUUGACAUCAUCGCUGGGAUUCCACGACCGACGACGAUCGACAAGUUCUGGAUGAAAAACUUCGGCUUUGAGCAGAUACCCGGUAGAGCGUUCGCCGGCUUAACCAUCGAUAGGAUACACCUGCUCUACGGAGGAAAUCUGACCAUUAUACACGCAGACGCGUUCGCUGGAAUCGGAGGGCUUCGUUACUUUAUCGUAACGCACACGGCGAUGUCCGCAAUACCAUGCCAGAUGUUCCCAACUAUGCCAGGCUUGGAAUAUCUGACUAUGUAUCACAAUUUCAUUAAGACAAUAGACGACGGUUGCUUUAUGGACGCUAGCAAUCUGACUUGGCUAGGUUUGAGCAAUAACGCGAUUACCUACAUCUCCCCUCAGGCGCUGCGGGGUCUGAAGAAACUCGAGCACCUCGAUUUGUCAGUUAAUGCCAUCGAGUAUAUUGCACCGGGAACAUUCAAAGAUCUAGAUGAAAUCACAACACUAUACCUUGAGUCCAACCACCUGUACACGGUCUCAGCAGGAACCUUUGCCGGCCUCAAGAAGCUUAAUUUUCUAAACCUUCAAAACAACCGGAUUUCGAGCAUUGCUGCUGGAGUCUUUGAGG
Molecule: messenger RNA, 807 nt
Organism: Priapulus caudatus
Lineage: Eukaryota; Metazoa; Priapulida; Priapulimorpha; Priapulimorphida; Priapulidae
Product: insulin-like growth factor-binding protein complex acid labile subunit
Exons: 3
Molecular function (GO): protein binding
Source: RefSeq, a predicted model, not a curated record